AUAAAGUGUUCCAUUCAUUUUUGAGCAGUGUAAUAUUGUGAGAGCCUUGUGGUGUGUACAUUAUCCACAGAAAGUGCGCUCGAUACGGCCUGUUGACGCUAGGAGUCGCCGGUUUCUCUUCAGAUUCCCCAUCGAGGUUAUGCGCCAUAUUGGCAGUCUCCUCCAUCUCAGCAAACGUCGGGCAUGCACCCCUCUAACCGGUUAUCGAGGAGACGUCUGUAAAUAUUUACUGUGGUCUGCCAGCAGAAAUACAACACUAUGGAGGCCGUCAAAGCCUUUAACAAUGAGCUGUACUCCUUGAAUGAGUACAAGCCGCCCAUCUCCAAGGCCAAGAUGACUCAGAUUACCAAGUCCGGAAUAAAGGCUAUAAAAUUCUACAAGCAUGUCGUCCAGAGUGUAGAAAAGUUCAUACAGAAGUGCAAGCCAGAAUACAAGGUCCCGGGGCUGUAUGUCAUCGACUCAAUUGUCAGACAGUCACGACAUCAGUUUGGCACAGAGAAGGAUGUUUUUGCCCCACGCUUCAGCAAGAAUAUCAUCUCAACCUUCCAGCACCUCUAUCGCUGCCCUUCAGAUGAUAAGAGUAAGAUAGUGCGAGUCCUGAAUCUCUGGCAAAAGAAUGCGGUCUUCAAGAGUGACAUCAUUCAGCCUCUGCUGGACAUGGCAGCAGGGAUUCCUCCUCCCAGCGUCACACCUGUAAUGCCCAGCAGUGCUGCCCCGGUCAAUAACACUACACCCGGUACCCCAGCUACACCGGCCACUCCAGCCAACAUAGUCCAGGGUCUGCCCGACUGGGCUUCACAGAUUACCAACACCGACACUGUGGCUGCUGUUGCCCAGAUCUUGCAGAGUCCCCAGGGACAACAGCUUCAGCAGCUGGUGCAGAGUCUGCAGAUGCAGCAGCAGAAACCCCAGCCGUCCCUGCUGCAGGCCUUGGAUGCUGGCCUAGUGGUGCAGUUGCAGGCUCUGACAGCUCAGCUCACUGCAGCAGCUACUGCCAACAGCCUUAACCCCCUGGAGCAGAGGGUCUCCUCUUUUAAUAAGAAACUUUUGGGUCCUUUUGACUUUGGCAACGAUUCAGAACGUAAUGAAGAAUCUAAAAAGGACAGCUCAUCAUCUCAGCUGCCCAUGGUGUCGGAGCCCAUUAACAGCUCCCUCUUCCAUCAGUUGGCUGAACAACUUCAACAGCAAAACCUGGAGCAGUUUCAGAAGCAGCUGCUAGAGCACCAGCAGAAGGCAAUGAACAUAGAAGGACAGGACUCGAUAUUUGGGCAAGACAACUCCGUUUCCAAUGCUCAGAGCAGCAGCCAGCCUCAACUUCCAGAGCCAGAGAAUAAGAUGGACGACUCCAUAGACAACCAGCAGCAGGACAUGGAUCUAGAUGAGGGCCCAGAUGGAAUGGAGGAGGAGAUCUUUGAGGCUGAAGAGAAGAAGACUUUGAACACACGCUCAAGGACGCGCUCUAGAUCACGCUCAAGGUCUCCCAAGAGAAGAAGGUCUAGGUCUCGCUCUGGCUCACGGAAACGCAAGCAUCGCAAGCGGUCGCGUUCACGCUCUAGAGAUCGCAAGAGGAAGUCAUCGCGGUCUUAUUCAAGUGAGCGACGUGCCCGAGAACGAGAGAAGGAGCGGCAGAAGAAAGGACUGCCUCCCAUACGAUCCAAGACUCUAAGUGUGUGCAGCACAACUCUGUGGGUGGGUCAGGUGGAUAAAAAGGCCACUCAGCAAGACCUCACCAAUUUGUUUGAAGAGUUUGGCCAGAUCGAGUCCAUCAAUAUGAUCCCUCCCAGAGGUUGUGCCUACAUCUGUAUGGUCCACAGGCAGGAUGCAUACCGUGCCCGUCAGAAGCUCAGCACCGGCACGUUUAAGAUUGGCUCCAAGAUCAUCAAGAUUGCAUGGGCUCUAAAUAAAGGUGUGAAACAGGAGUACAAGCAGUUUUGGGAUGUGGACCUGGGUGUCACCUACAUACCUUGGGAGAAGGUUAAGCUGGAUGACCUGGAUGGUUUUGCUGAAGGAGGAAUUAUUGACCAGGAGACAGUCAAUGAUGAGUGGGAAGCUACCAAGAAUUCUGAACAAGCCAAGGAAGCUGCCAGUCAGCCAGUAAGCACUGAGCCUACAGCAGCAUCCAACUCCCAAACCGAAACCUUCAACCAGCAGGUCACCAUGAUGCCUGUGCAGCUUCCAGUUGCCCAGGCAGUUCCCAGUGCGGUCGGGUUGGUGCCUCCUACCUUCCCUGUCACCAUGGGCAUACCUCCACCAGGUUACGGGCCACCGCCGCCCUUCAUAAGGGCUGGCUUCAAUGCCUCACAGCCUCCGCCAGGUUUCAUGCAGGCGGCUCAGACAGCAGGAAUGGCCUCAGCAUCUGCUUCUCUGGUUCAGCCUUCAGUGGCUUCCAGCCAAGAUGCUGUCAAGGACUCGCCAUUCAGCGCUAUGAUUCCUCCAACCAGCACCAUCCCUGGUAGCUUCAUGCCCUCGGCUAUCCCCGGAGCUGGCAUGUUCAACCCAAUGGGAGUCCAAACUCAGCAGCCCAAUAAUGAGAAAAUGCAGUCUGCAGAGGGCAUGGAUGCUACUGCAGAGCUCACACUGCAAGGCAUGCAGAACGCUGUCCGCAGUGGAAUGGGUCUGCUGGGCAUGCACCCUACAGCUUCGCUCACCCACCCGCUACAUCAGUCUGGUCUGAGUGGGCAGAGGAUGCCUGGCCUGCUGCCCUUGGAUGUGCGACCCAACCUGCUCCAGCCCGGGGCUGCUGCCCGCUUCCCACUACUUAUGCAGCAGAGCCACGCCCAGCAAACCCCGGGCCUGCUAGACAGUCCGAUCCAAGCUCAGCCCCGUGCCAGGGCUCCCUUCCCUCAGCUGGACCCCUUCAACCGGGCCCCUAACAUUACCAAUGAAAGUGUAUCCAAAACAGAAGACGAGUCUUCCUCUGGAGCAGAUGAAGGCAAAGACCAGGACUACCGCUUUCCUCCAAUGGAAAAGCAGAGCACGGGCCUGCUGCGGACCCCUCCACCAGAGCACAGGGAGCCCCUCGGAGGUGCUGGAGGAUCAGGAGGAGGUGGCAGACCACCUUUGCUCCAGACCCCAGGUACUCAGCCAGCCAGAUCUAGCCUGGUGGGCCGCCUGCAGGCUCUUGCAGGGUUUACGCCCGAUAACCGCUGGAACCAAGCCAGAGGGGACUUUGAUGAACGAGAUGGCAUGCGAGGAGCCCCCCAGCCCCCAGGUGGUCCAAAGGGCUUUCAGGAGGAGCGUCCUACAUCCGGGCAGAACUUCCCCUCCCGCUUUGAUAACCGUCCUGGGACAGCAGCUGGUGUUUCUGUAAAUGCCGGCCCCAUUGGGGGGCCACAGGCUUGGAACCGUAGUGGUAAUGCCACAGCCCCCUUUGACAGCGAAAUACAUCAAGACCUGGACGAACGAAGACGCCCGUGGGACAGGCAGAGGGAUAGAGACGAAAGAGAUUUUGACUUCAGGAGGGACAUGAAUGGUAACCGCCACGGCCGUGAGAGGGAGCGCGAGAGAGAGCGAGGCCGAGAGCGCACCAGGGAGCACGAACGCGACCAUGACAAAGAGCGGGACCGUGGAAGCUCAACACCCCUUCUCCCUCUGCCUACUCCUCUGCUUCCAACUCCACCGCUUAAUCCCAACCUAACGCUGAACCAAGGCAAAGUGCUUGCACCACUCAAACUCAACCCUCAGAUUCAGCCACGGUUCCAGCCCCCACUUUUGCCACAAGCUCAGGGCAAGCCCCCUCUGCUGGGUCUGAGUCAGGCAGCGCCUCAAGUUCAGAUGAAGUCUCCUCCUCCGUCACAGAGCCAAGCAGCUGUGCCCGAGUCAGAAACCCCAACUCCAUCUGAGGCACCCCAGGCACAGCCGACACCCCCGACACAUUCACACGACCCACCGUCUGACAACCAAGGUCAGAGCACAUUGACUGAGGCUCCCACUAAGUUGGAGUCAUCACCACAACCAGAGACCUCUCCACCCACAGAUACACCAUCUCAGCCUAUAGCCCAGCCCACUGGUUCCCCCGACAGCGAAAGCCCUGUCCACGCCUCACCACCGACUGAGGCGUCAUCCCAGGACUCCUCUAUGGCCUUCACACAAGCUGCCAGCCCCCCUGAAGAUACAGCUCACUCUGAGGAGGAGCAGAAAAGCGGACAAAAGGAUGAGGAGGAGUCACAAGAGAGACCCUCCUCACCCCAGCCACAGGGGGUCGAUGGACCUGGGAUGGACAAUGAACAGAGUGAGCCCGUGGAGGAUGCUGCAAGUCAGCCAGUGGUAGACACUGUCACAGACACUGAGGGGACAUAAUCAUCACUCAGUAGUGAACACAAACAGAAUAUUACACGCCCGGGGGAAGACAAAGGAGCAGAGGGAUGUUCUCAUGUCGCUGCAUCUUGUUUUAGUUUGAAAUAAACAUGCUUUGUCUGUUUAAAACACUUGCUUUAGGACUGUUUUCUGACCCAGGACCAGUGGAAAUGCUUUACAGACUCGUGCACACACACUGUGUGCUGUCACUUCAGUCAAUUUGAUGUUCUUGUAACUCAAGUUGCUGCUAUGCCAUCCAUCCACAGAGCACUUUGUUGGAUGCAACCGUGGGACUUGUAGUUUUUUAGUCUGAGGACUUCAGCCUGUAUGUUUCCCUAAGCUUUUGCUGGGUGACUGUUGAGGAUGGGAUUGUGCCUUUUUGACUGGAUUUGUCGUUCACGAUGCUAUCCAACACUACUGUGCGAUGUACAUCAGACUGUGCGUGCAACUCUGCUUUAGACAGCGUUCUUUGAGAGGAAUGCUCCCUGCACAGAAUUGACUGACCUACGGUUUGAAUGGUAGCUGUGCAGUUUGUGCAGCACCUACCUAGAGAACAUAUAUCCUCCAUCGUUCUGUGCAUGCAGGCCUGUAGCCAUCUUCUAACCUUCCUGUCUUGUUCAUUUCAUACCUGUAGUGGUUUUCUGUUGAGACAUACUUCUAGAUAUCCAUAGUCUGCUGUUCUCUCAGACCAAAUGUCUACUACAGGAGUUGUGAUGUUGAAUAAAAGUUGAAGGUGCAUCAGACUUUUACU
Molecule: messenger RNA, 5047 nt
Organism: Archocentrus centrarchus (flier cichlid)
Lineage: Eukaryota; Metazoa; Chordata; Actinopteri; Cichliformes; Cichlidae
Gene: scaf8
Product: SR-related CTD-associated factor 8
Exons: 21
Coding region: 259-4299 (1346 amino acids)
Cellular component (GO): nucleus
Molecular function (GO): RNA binding
Source: RefSeq, a predicted model, not a curated record